This is a messenger RNA of Hyalella azteca, 2847 nucleotides long. Its product is annotated as ankyrin repeat domain-containing protein 27-like. The record is from RefSeq and is a predicted model, not a curated record. Gene Ontology annotation, biological process: early endosome to late endosome transport; neuron projection morphogenesis. Gene Ontology annotation, cellular component: early endosome; tubular endosome; neuron projection. The coding region runs from base 70 to 2787 and encodes 905 amino acids. Gene Ontology annotation, molecular function: SNARE binding; guanyl-nucleotide exchange factor activity. Lineage: Eukaryota; Metazoa; Arthropoda; Malacostraca; Amphipoda; Hyalellidae. The transcript has a single exon.
AUAAUUUUCAGAUUAUUUUGGUUAAACCUUAUACUUAAGUUAUUCAAUCUAGCGCUUAUCAUAAUCAGUAUGGCUAAGUAUGAUGAAAACUUGAAAGAAAAUCCUUUCUUUAUUUAUGUUAAAGAAAACCAUGCAAAUGUCAUAAAACAAGCUGCUGAAGAAAACUGGCUAUUAUGCAUACCUCGGAAAGCUACUAUUCUCAACACAGCUUUCACCCAGGUGGAUGUUUUGAAACACACUCUUGUACCUGAUGACAGCAAUGAGAAUGUCUUCACUACUCUCACAGACCAGCAAGUUCAUCUACUCAAAGAUGCUCUUGUUACAGAUGAAGAAGUGCAUGACAAAAGUCCAAACAAGAAGAAAGUUUUAAUUUUAUUCUCAGAAGUUCUCUACGAUGAGUUUGGAAAGUAUGGACUUAUGUGCCUUGAAUGUCCCUUGUUUUGGAAUAAACCUGUGGAUUCUUUGCCUUCCAUUUUGUCCAUCCAUGAUGCAAUAAACUUUCUGUGCCAAGGAUUACAGAACUUUACAGUCAUGCACAAUCUUGACUCAUUGGCUGAAGAUGUAAGCCUGAAGUGUGAAAAAAUAAGUGAGCUUCAACCUCUAAUAGAAGUUGUUAUAAAUGCUUACCAGCUUGGCUGUAGCUUAGUUAUGAAUCAGUCAAGUUUUAAAGCAAAGGUGACUUCUGAUCCAUAUUAUAAAAAACUUCUAGAGACAUCAGUUAUUACUUAUCUUCAACAUAAAAUUUUUCCCUCACUUGUGGCAGUUUUAAAUGUUUUUGCUUGUGCCAAAGAUGCAACAUUAAACUUGCACUUGAACAAUGCAUCUGGCAUCACUUGCACUGAUGUCAAUCUUCAGUAUAGUGACAACUACAAUGUGUCUGUGAAGGAACUAAGGACAUUUUUCAAAUUUCAAACUUUCAUUGACAAAGCUGAAUGCAUAAAAAAAGUUAUUGCAACUCUUUGUGCGGAGAUUCGCUGUGCAACAACUGAUGAACUCAUACCAAACUUGUGUUAUGUUGUUGUAAAGACAGCCAUGCCAAAUUGGUAUGCUCACAUGAUGUUUCUUAAGCACUUCCACAUUGAUGGUGAAGAUAAACAAACUGGCGAAAAUUACUUUCAUUUUGCAACUCUGGAGGCUGUGUUAGAAUUUAUUUCCACUGGUGGCCUCUAUAAAAAAAUUGAACUUGAACAUGACCAAGAAGAUUCAGGCAAUUUUUUAUUAAAAAGUGAAGUUCAGAAAUUACUGACCAGAAAUAAUGAUGAAAAAAUAACUGAAUAUUUUCAAUAUAUUCAACACAGCCAACUUGUUGAAAUCAAUGCCCUUUUUGAAGAAAGCUCCUUCAAAUCCAAGGAUGAUAUUAAGAAAAAACUAUGCCACCCUUUGUGCACUUGCCCUCGUUGCUCUACUUUAUUAGAUCAGGUGAAGAAUUCAUGUGUCUCUGCCAAGACCUCAGAUUCAGAAGGCUUUACAGGUCUCCAUGCUGCUGCUUUUUUUGGCUGUCCUAAAGUAAUAAAACUACUGCUCAAAAGAGGAGCUAACGUCAAUGCACGAUGCAACCAAGGAAGCACUGCUUUGCAUUUUGCAUCCAUGAAGGGACACAAGAAUUGUGUUCUCCUCUUGCUACACAAUGGGGCUGACAUAGGUAUUGCAAAUUCACGUGGAUACAUGCCCCUGCAUCUGGCUGCUGAAAACGGGCAUGUCAGCUGUGUGAAGAGCCUCUUAUUCUAUGCUGAGCUUCAUGGUUCAAUUGACUGUAUGGCAGUUGAUAACAAUGGUGAUACACCUUUGCAUUUAGCUUGCAGGUGGGGAUUUCAGGACGUGAUCAUUGUUCUCUUGGAACAAAUGAAGGAUGGAAAUUAUGACCUGAUGGUGAAAAAUAAAGCUGGCUUUGCUUCAACUGAUCUCUGCCUUAAUCGAGAACUACGGAAACUUGUGCUGAAUGCUCACCAGCAAAGAGCUUCCAACAACCACUUAAGGCCUGAAAUUUUUUUGUGCAAAAGGGUCAGUAUUGACAGUGGUUGUAUAUCUCAAAGCAGCCCAGCCAUAACCACUGUCAAAGGAACACCAAAUGCAUCUGAUGAUAUAUCAUGCUCUAUGGUACCUAGUAAAAAUGUUACUGCAACUCAUGAGCUGGAUUAUUCAAUUGUUGAUCCACCAAUCAAAGAGCUAACUCAAAGUGAGUCUAGACAAUUAGAUGAAGCAGUAUGUGCUAUCCAGGAUGGUGAAAUAGAAAAAGCUCUACGGUUACUUUCUGUGCCUACUGGUAAUUUUGAUAAAGAUGCAAAAUUAUCAUCUCUGUGUCAUCCUUUAUGCCAGUGUUGUGAGUGCCUGAAAACAAUGCCUGUAGAUGACCGUCAAAACGCCUGUGGUUUCAUCAAUUCAUUGGGUACUGCUGGCUUAGGUGUACUUCAUGUUGCGACCAUGGGUGGACUAGCAAAGCUUGUUAAGAUUCUUUUGUGUAACAACUGUAACCCAAAUGUAUUAUCAGGCCUCCAAAAUGGUAGUGCUACAGCACUUCACAUGGCCUGUGAGACAGGGAAUUAUGCCAUUGCCCAAAUGCUUCUCCAGUAUGGAGCAGAUGUUGAUGCUAUUGAUAUCAAUGGCAACACACCACUUCACAUAUCUGCAGCUGGGGGUAAUGCUCGACUGCUUCAUCUCCUAAUUAGUAGUGGAGCCUCUAUAUCAUCCAUUAAUUAUAAUGGUCAAAGUCCUGAAGAUGUUGCUCGGCAGUUUGGAUAUCUUGCUUCUGUGGAAAUGCUCCAACCGCCUCUCAGUGAUUACAACUGAUGUCAUUGUCUGGAGUCUUCCAAUAUUUAUUAAAUAUUAGUGUGUUUUUCAUAUUUACAU